Molecule: messenger RNA, 1917 nt
Organism: Trypanosoma cruzi
Lineage: Eukaryota; Euglenozoa; Kinetoplastea; Trypanosomatida; Trypanosomatidae
Product: carbonic anhydrase-like protein, putative
Exons: 1
Coding region: 1-1917 (638 amino acids)
Molecular function (GO): zinc ion binding; carbonate dehydratase activity
Source: RefSeq, a predicted model, not a curated record
AUGACUUGUGGCAUACGGCGAGGAGAAGGAAGGGAAGGGAGUAAGAUGGUAAAGGCCGUUAUUUUUUCACUUUUGUGUCUCCACGUACAUGCCCUCAUGUCGCCUGUCUCUGCGGAAAACGGCUACACUACAGCUGGGCUGCCGCGGGAAAAGCCUCAGGGGCCACAGUGGGGAUACACCAACCUCACUGCCUGGCCCAAGUUGUGCCAGACGGGGAAGCAGCAGAGUCCUGUCUCUUUCUCCGAGCUCCAACCAAAUGAGGUGGUUCACCGCAAAGACAUGGGGCCGCUUGUCUUCUCACGUGACUGCAAGUUUGCGGCGGAGAAGACAUCGCUCAAAAUCGAGAACGAGGUCAAUACGAUAUCGGUGCGUUUUAUCCCCCUUGACGAUCCGACAAAUAAGUUCCCCAGCCUUUGCACGGUCCGUGACCCCACGGACCCGGAUUCACCGGAAUAUCACCUUGUUUCGAUGCAUUUUCACUCCCCCGCGGAGCAUGUCCUUCCCUGCGCAAAUCCAGACGCGGAGCUGCAUCUUGUGUUCGCUCACACGCAGCAGUCGAGGCAGCCACACCUUAUGGUGGUUGUAGUGCAGCUUGUUGCGUCGGAUAAAAUAAAUUCCACCUCCGUUGCGGCACUGAAACAUAUUUUACUAGAUGGCUCGCUUCCUCCAAAACGUGCCGUCACGACGUGCACGCUAACGGAAAACAUGACGAUUGCAGGAUUUCUACCGCAAAGUGGAAGCUACUUUGCUUACAAUGGAUCAUUGACCACACCUCCAUGCACCGAGGGGGUUUUAUUUGUUGUGCUGACAUCUCCUCAGAUUAUCUCCAAAACGGCAUUGGAGCGUUUGGUUGAGGCGUUUCAGCGGGCCCGCCCGGGGAACCACAACGGCAAUCACCGACCAACCCAGCCUCUGAAUGGACGCGUCGUAUACCAUUUUGUUGACAUGCACCACAUGAAUUACUCCAUGUGCAUGAGGGAUAUGGAGAACCACCACACGAACAGUUCUCAAAUGGCAGGCAUGUCGGGUGCAAUGCAGCACAUGAAUUGCUCCAUGUGCAUGAGGAAUAUGGAGAACCACCACAAGAACAGUUCUCAAAUGGAAGGCAUGUCGGGUGCAAUGCAGCACAUGAAUUGCUCCAUGUGCAUGAGGAAUAUGGAGAACCACCACAAGAACAGUUCUCAAAUGGCAGGCAUGUCGGGUGCAAUGCAGCACAUGAAUUGCUCCAUGUGCAUGAGGAAUAUGGAGAACCACCACACGAACAGCUCUCAAAUGGCAGGCAUGUCGGGCGCAAUGCAGCACAUGAAUUGCUCCAUGUGCAUGAGGAAUAUGGAGAACCACCACAAGAACAGUUCUCAAAUGGCAGGCAUGUCGGGUGCAAUGCAGCACAUGAAUUGCUCCAUGUGCAUGAGGAAUAUGGAGAACCACCACACGAACAGCUCUCAAAUGGCAGGCAUGUCGGGCGCAAUGCAGCACAUGAAUUGCUCCAUGUGCAUGAGGAAUAUGGAGAACCACCACACGAACAGCUCUCAAAUGGCAGGCAUGUCGGGCGCAAUGCAGCACAUGAAUUGCUCCAUGUGCAUGAGGAAUAUGGAGAACCACCACAAGAACAGUUCUCAAAUGGAAGGCAUGUCGAGUGAAGAGAUGUCUAUGAUGGAAAGAUCAGCCAACGAGUCAUCCGGCGCACAACUCGCUGGGUUGGCAUCCGAGGAGAACGCGACAAAUACAUCGUCGGCGCCAGCCAAUAAAUGGCCUCAUCAAUUUAAUUCACGCGAGAGGUUGUUUCUUAUCGCCGCCGCCCUUGUUCUUCUUCUUGUGACAUUUAUCUUGUACCGGUGGAGGAAUAGUAGUGCCAGGGAGACCGAAACGGAGUCGCUCUUUCGUUCACACGAAGGAUACGGGACAACAAACCCCUAA